AUGAGAAAUCAAACCAGGGUCUUGGAAUUUCUCUUCCUGGGCCUGUCAGAGCAUCCCGAGCAGCAGAGAUUCUUCUUCAGGUUAUUUCUGAUCAUGUACCUCAUUGGAACACUGGGGAACCUGCUCACCAUCUUGGCAAUUGGCUUUGAUUCACAUCUCCACACUCCCAUGUACUUCUUCCUCUCAAACUUAUCAUUCCUUGAUCUCUGUUUCAUCUCCACUAUGGUUCCCAAAAUGUUGGUAAAUAACCUGUUAGGAAGUAAUGUCAUUUCCUAUCAAAGAUGCUUGGCUCAAAUGUAUUUUAUUAAUGCUUUUGGUGCAUCAGAUAGCAUUCUCUUUUCUGCUGAUCGCUACCUGGCUGUCUGUCACCCUUUACACUAUGGCACAGUCAUGACCUCACACCUUUGUGCCCUAUUGGUGGCUGUGCCUUGGGUUUCUGCUCACCUCAUUGCAAUGAUUCAUAGCAUAUUUAUAGACCAUCUAUCCUUCUGGACAAAUAAUAAAAUCCUUCACUAUUUCUGUGACAUAAAUACCUUGAUAAAACUUUCAUGUUCUGAUACCCACAUUAAUGAAAUGUUAGUUCUUUUUUUAGGGGGGCCUGAAGUUUUAAUUCCCUUUAAAUGCAUUGUAGUCUCUUAUACUCCUAUUGUUUGUGCUGUGUGGAAAGUACCAUCAGCUCAUGGAAAAUGGAAGGCCUUUUCUACCUGUGGGUCCCAUCUCUCUGUGGUCACUCUUUUUUAUGGAACUGUCAUUGGUGUGUAUUUCAAUCCCACUUCCACCCAUACAACUCAAAAAGACAUGAUAGCGACUGUGAUGUAUACAGUGGUCACUCCUACAUUGAACCCUUUCAUCUAUAGUCUUCGAAAUAAUGAUUUGAAAGGAGCCCUGGGGAAGCUUCUUGGCUUGAAACAUUUUUCCAAGAGACCAUUAUGA
Sarcophilus harrisii (Tasmanian devil) is the source of this 933-nucleotide messenger RNA. Its product is annotated as olfactory receptor 1361-like. Gene Ontology annotation, biological process: G protein-coupled receptor signaling pathway. NCBI's taxonomy places the organism in Eukaryota, Metazoa, Chordata, Mammalia, Dasyuromorphia, Dasyuridae. The coding region runs from base 1 to 933 and encodes 310 amino acids. Gene Ontology annotation, cellular component: membrane. Gene Ontology annotation, molecular function: olfactory receptor activity; G protein-coupled receptor activity. The transcript has a single exon. The record is from RefSeq and is a predicted model, not a curated record.